Molecule: messenger RNA, 942 nt
Organism: Ornithodoros turicata
Lineage: Eukaryota; Metazoa; Arthropoda; Arachnida; Ixodida; Argasidae
Exons: 3
Coding region: 290-775 (161 amino acids)
Molecular function (GO): sequence-specific DNA binding
Source: RefSeq, a predicted model, not a curated record
GUCGUUCAUAAUGUAAGCCGGCAAGUUUUCUCCGCACAAAUCCACUUGGUUGACUCGGAAACGAUUUUUAAAUGUUCGCGCUUCCGGCGCGCACGGCAAUCCCCGCAAGGCGCCGACACUGGAUGACGUCACCCGGAUAAACCAACCAUCAGGAGGCGCUCCUUCCCGCCGCAGAUUCUGUGUGUAUCUGAGCGUGCGUCUGACCCUUUUUCUUGUUGUCUUGUCGCCUUUGCUUUGAAGUACUUUGAACCACAGCGUGUGGCCUAGGAUUUCACGCCGUUGACGUGCGAUGUCACAGCCAGGAAACCGGUGCUACGUGCUCGGGUGCAGAAAGACUUAUAACGCGAAUCCCGAGCUUACAUUUCACCGACCUCGCAAUGGCGAAACGAAACGAAAGUGGGAGGCAGCGAUCGCCAGCCACUACUGUGGUGUGGCCCAAGGAUUGAAUGUUUCACGCGUCUGUUCCUGUCAUUUCGCCGACGACGCCUAUUUUGAUGAAGAUGUAUUGCAAGUUCGACUUGGGCUACGGCAGAAACAGAAGCAGCUGAAGAUUGACGCCGUGCCUACCACAUUCGAUCAGGAACAAGGGCAGGAACCAGUAACGGAGGCGGCAGCAAGCACGUCAACGGAAUCAACUGGAUUUGAUGUGGAGGUCAUGGCUGAAGCAAGUGCUGGGGACCCACUUCCCACUUCACGGCGCAUCUCACAAGGGGGUUGUCAUCCCCUGAUUCCAGGAAGAGGAAAACAAUGGACACAGACUUGCAUAGCAUAUUAGUACACCAGAUAUGGACCUGCCAACAUGAACCCUCCUAACAUCCCUGUGGCAGCAUACCCACAUGUAACCACCCAGACUUCACACCACAUUAAUUUAGAACCACAGCACAACAUAAUAAACCUAAGCUAUUUUGUUAUUCCCACUCCGUCAUACUCCACUGUACAAUA